Pelobates cultripes (western spadefoot toad) is the source of this 20503-nucleotide messenger RNA. The record is from the annotation of a GenBank genome assembly. NCBI's taxonomy places the organism in Eukaryota, Metazoa, Chordata, Amphibia, Anura, Pelobatidae.
CGGAAACGGAAACUGUUGUUGCUAGGAGACCGACGAGUGGCGUGCUACCUGCCUAGAAGACGGAUAGACCCGUGUGUCAGGUAAGAGCUUCCACACUAAUGGACGGCUGUUACUGUAACACUAGAUGAGAUAUGUGCCUGGGAAUGAUGUGUACGCUAAUGGGGACAACAUGAAGGCAGUAUAACCGAAAUCUCUAAAAGGCUUACUCUAGUUUAGUUAAGAACGGGCACAUUGUAGUAAUUACUUUAAUCUGUGGCUGGCUUAGCAUAAUGAGACCUGUUGUCCAUAAAUGCUGGAGCACCAAAGCAAGCCAUAUAUAGUGCAUCACGUGGCUCGAUAUCCAUGAAAUGUUCUUUAAUCUGGGAAUACUGAGCAUGUAAUAUCUGUCCCCUUAGGGCUGAGAUGAUUCCUAUGGUUUUUCUAUUUGUUUAUUUUUUAUCAAUAUUAAACGUUAAGCAAGUUAACAUUGCCCUCGUUGGCCAGGUCAGUGAUUUCUCAGACUAUUCAUUAACCCCUUGUCCUACUCUAGUGUACUCUCUGUCACUCCUGAUAUGGGAAAUAAUAAUGCUGUACGUUUACAAGAAGGGGGAAAAAGUCGAUGACAGCAUAAUGGCCUUAGUUACUGUAUCUAUUUGACGAGCAGCUGCCAGAAGCCACUGUUCUGCUUCUGUUCUCUGGCCAAGUGGCUUCUUGACUGCGAGCACACAUGUACUGUAUGAAGCAGGUUAAGUAAUGUAUGUAACGAUUUAGUCAUAGAGUGUUCAGACUACUGAUCUAUUAUAAACUGUGUUGUAGAAUCCAAUUUAACAGUUAAAGCCAAACGUAUAAAUGAAGUGAUGUCAGAUUUCUCUAGCAGUAAAGUGAGCCCAAAUUCUGUGCAAGCCAUGGGGGUUUAUUUAUUAAACAGAUAACUAAUGAAUUGGGACAAAAAUUGCUAAAUUUAGGCAACAAUAACUGAUUUGUAUAAAUUCUCGUAGUCACAGCUUGACUAUUUUUGCCUGCCAAUUGAAAUCUGCAACAAACCAGUGUUUAUAGACCCCAUACAAUUUUCAUGAUAAAAAAAAAAAAAAUAAUUGGCGCACAAUUAGAGUUCAGUUUAUUCGCUAAAUCCCAAAUUGCAGUAAACUGAAUGGAGCAUUUUUGUAAAAAUAACGACGAUUUGAUUAUAUCUAAUUUAAAAACUUUGACAAUCAGCUGUUUUUGUCUUAAUUUUGCAAUUUAAAGGGACACAAUAGUCACCAGAACAACUACAGCUUAUUUGUUCUGGUGAGUAGAAUCAUUACCUUCAGGCUUUUUCAGAGAAAAUGCAAUGUUUACAUUACAGCCUAACGAUAACUUCACCGGCCACUCCUCCGUUGGCUGCUAGAGCUGCUUUCUAUCUCAGUCUUGCCUAGUUUGAAUCACAACAUUCAGUAUAUCCUGCCUCUGCAUGCAGACACUGAACUUUGCUCAUAGAGAUUCAUUGAUUCAAUUCAUCUCUAUGAGGAGAUGCUGAUUGGCCAGGGCUCUGUUUGACUUGUGCUGGCUCUGCCCCUGAUCUGCCUCAUUCACACUCUCAGCCAAUCAUAUGGGGAAGCAUUGUGAUUGGCUCAGAACAACACUUCUUAUGAUGUCAGCUUGCCGUUCUGAGGCAAACCAGGACAAAACCAGCAGCUUCAGGCUUGAAUACAAGUAAGAUUUUACUAUAUUUAGGGAGGCAAGAGGGGGCCAGGAGGAUUAGAUGGUGGUUUUAACACUAUAGGGUCAGAAAUAUGUUUGUGUUCUUGACCCUAUAGUGCUCCUUUUAGUUUCACUGCAGUUUCUGCCUUAGUGAAGUAUACUCUGAAUUAAUAAAUACGAUUAUUGGCUGCUAGUGCAUUGUUAAAAAAACGAAACAAUGCACAACAGGAGGAAAACAGGGUUGGCUCUAUACUAUUCCUCUUAUAGCACACGUGGCAGGGAAAGUGUUACAUUGAAAGGAAUCCUUAAAUAAUCAUAAUCACUACAGCAGGCUGUAGUGGUUAUGGUGUCACAAGUCCACUUUUACAACCCAGCUGUUUUUGAAUCUGUGAUCCCUCCAGUAUUCUUGAUAUAGGUAAUAGGUUUGCCAUCAGUGAGUCAUGGGUCCCCUUACAGAACAAUUUUGUGAAAGCCCCCUGGCACACACUCACAGACAUAUAUACUCUACAAACUUACAGCUACACAUACGUUUAUCUCUCCCAGAAACAUACAUUUACAGACACACACACACACAGAAUAUACAGUUUGAAAUCAUAAAUUAGUGCAAUCUGUCCAUUGUUCAAGCAUUGUAAGUGAUGCUGUUUUUUUUUGUUGUUUUUUUUUUUACUAAGUAAUCUUACUAUCUAUCAUUAAACUUCUUUUAUUUUCAGUGGUGCUGCUGAAGUUGAAACCAUGAGUGGGGGCAAUUUCGGAAUUGCUGGGCCUAUUCCCCCAGAUCCACCAAUUGUUUAUAAACGCCCAGCAUCAGGUGAGAUGUUAUCAAUGUAUGGCAAACAAUACAUAUAUUUUGCUAUUAGAAACGUUUAUAUUUGAAUCUGCAAUUACAGCUGUGGCUCCCUUGAGGUAAGUGUCUACUAGUCUUGCACAUCUGUAUCCUGCAGUUUGUGACCACUCUUCUUGACAAACUUGCUUAAAUUCUGUCCGAAUGGAAACUGUUGUUGAGAAGCCAUUUCCAGUAUUUUCACAAAUUUUUAAUCAGAAUAAGACUUGGACAAUUGUAAGACAUUUACGGUCUUGAUUUAAAUCACUUCAGUGUUUGUUAAUGUUUUUAGGGUCAUUAUUUUGAACCUUUAACAUACUUUCUGAUGUCUUGGAGAACGAGACAGAUUUUCCUGUAGAAUUGCACUCAACUUUUCAACUCCAUCCAUCUUGUCCUCAAUCUUGACUAGUUUCCCAGUCACUGCUGAUCUUUAGCUUCUCUCUGUUCGUCUGUUAAUCUUUGGUUUGUAGAAAGUCUGGGUUUUGCUUGUCACAUGGAAGGUUUAUCAGUUUUCAGCUUUGGAUCUCUCCAAAGUUACUACUGGCCUCUUGGUUGCUUUUACAAUUAAUAUCCUUACCUGGUUACUCAGAUUUUCUGGGUUUUCUUCUUUAGGCAGUGAUAUGGUUGUAUCAUUGUUUCCAUUUUUAAUGGUGCUCUGCCCAGGCUAUGGGACAUUUCGUUUAAGUCAACCCUAAUUACUGCUUCUACAGAACUUUAUCCCGGACUUGUUUUAUUUGUUUCUUAGAUAGACUCUGUAGGCACCAAAACAACUUUGGCUUAAUGAAGUGGUUUUGAUGCAUAAAUCAUGCCCAUGCAGUCUUUCUGCUUAAUUCUCUGCCAUUUAAAAGUUAAAUCACUUUAUUCAUGCAGACUUUGCCAUACCUUCCUAGAUUUCAUGAAGGUUGUGUGAUUCACAGCCAGACGAGGUGUGGUUAGGGCUGUAUAAACAAAGCAAUUUAAUUCCUAAGUGGCAGAGAAUUGAGCAGUGAGACUGCAUAGACAUUAUCCGUACACCUAAACUGAUAAAUCAAAACAGAAUCAUAAAAAAGGUACAUACUAUUUUUUUUUUUUUAAUGAACGGCGAGUUGCUGAUUGGCUUAGAGUGUCAGCUGACCGCUCUUAGCUAAUCAGCAACACUCCAUGCUUCCUCAAACUGAAUUGGAGAAAGCGGAUGCUGCUGGGGACAGAGAGUUCCGGUGCUGGCGAGUUACCUGUGGGUUAAACCAUUCACUGGAGUUAAACGGUGAAUGGUUUAACCCCUUUGGCUAAGAAAGUGCCAGGGACCUCUGGGCAACAUAACUUAAUUUUGAUAAAGUUGUUAUGGUGCCCAGAGUGUUCCUUUAAAUUGAUAACAUUUUAUCUUGACUCCAAUGCCGGGCGAGAUCUUCCUUACUUUGUGUCACACCUCCUCAUCCGUGGUCCAAUCAAAUGUUUCUCACAGAGAAGCAUUUGAUUAAAAAAAGAAUCUGCUUGCAAAAUACGGAAAAAGAUCCAAUGUUUCAUUUCUAUAGUAGAUUUUUUUUUUUUUUUUUUUUUAAAUCAAAAUGUAGGAAAACAUAGAGGAAAAAAAGGACACUAGAAUUAGUGUAUCAGGUACAGAAUACCAAUAAGGUAUUUGUGGAGGAUCCUCAGGACAAAACCGCAUGUAGUGGAGAAAGAUAGGAAUCCAGACUGAAUGUGGCCCCUACAGCUGCAGACUGGGGACAUACUAAGAAAUACUGCAACUGAGCGACCUUGCUAUGUGAUUUAAAGGGGGGCUAGGCAUAAUUGCUCAGCCACAGUAUUUUGAAGGAUUUAAAGGGCUACGUGCAGCUCUCACUUUAAGCACUUGUAGCUCAUCUGUCUUUUUGGAGCUGUUAACUGUGGCCCCAGCUGACAGAGGGGACUCUCAGUUAUCAAAAAAUACUUGGGGUUCCUUGGUACCAGCAGGGAUUUAGCUCCUGCUGGUAUUUCUAACGCAUGACAGUUUCUGCCAUCAAGGGGUGUUUAAGCCCUGCACUGCAUAAUGGCUUAGACAAAGGGUUAAGAAACAGCGAACACACACACAAAUGCAGUUUCAAUACUUAAAAGGUUACUUUUCUCAGAAAAGGCAGAAUUUACUUUGAAAAGCCUGCAGGGACAGUCUGCAGACACCAGAACCACUACAUUUAAGCUGUAGUUGUUCUGGGGACUAUAGUGUCUCUUUAAGUUCAAAUCUUUUUAAUCAGAAUUCUUUGGCGACAUCUUGUGGCUAAAUUCUGAAUAACACUUGUAAUUUGAUUGAGGCCUCAAAAUGGCCAAUUUGUUUAAUUCAUUAAUACGUUCAUGCCUAUAUGGUUUAUGCCCUAUGUAUGGGAUUGUCCAUAUAUAUUUGAAGGUAAUAUUGUUAGAUAUAGAUAUUCCUAUUCAUGAUUAAAAACCUUCAUGUUUACAGUCUGGAACCCCUUUAAAUGUCACCCACCUCCAGUGGUCAGAGCUUGGCUGUUUUAGUCUAAAUUUUACAAUUUGGAUUUCCGCUGCUUUUUAUUCCCAGUCUAUCCCUUUCUGCAAUAACACUCAGCCUUGGUACCACCAGGAUCUGGCUGUGUCUGUGUGUGGGCAUAUGCUACCUUAAGGUGCUUUAGGGCGUACCAGCAUGGGGGUGUGGUAACUGAGGAUACUGCUACCCUUUUCCAUUGAUAUGACCAUUUAUAAAAGUGCCGAUUUCAAUGGCAGUCUACACUUUUAUAAUUGGGGCAGAAACACCUCUCUGGCUGUCACUCAUAGAGUUAACAGAAACGGCAGACAUGCUGGGCUAGCAUGCACCUGUCUUCAACCCUUCUUAAUGAGCUUUACUACAGCUGAUUGUAAAGCAUAGAAAAAGUUGCAAUCACACUCCCGGUUCCAGCACAGAGGCUUCUACAGGAGAAGCUUCUCGUGAAUAAUCUGGUAGUGGAAAAAGAGGGAAGUGUUUGCAAAUACAGCAGAUUAUCAGCUUUUGCACGCUGCUUCCCACCCCAUCAUCCAUCCUCUUCUGUUCUUUUCUCCUCUCCCACUUACAAUCAUACUUGGUGCUAGUCACAUCCACUACUAUGGUAUUCAUUCAUGCUAUCAACACAAAGGGUCUUAACAUCCCUAAGAAGAGAUCCAUGCUCUAAAAGAUUUCAGUUCCCACAGGUCACAUGUGAUAUAUAUUUAAGAGAUUCCCUCAUGUACUGACUGGGUCCUGAAACUCGCAAACCAGAUUUACACACAAGGCUACUUUGUCAAUAAUCACAAAGAGAAAUCCAAAGGCACUGCUAUCUUACUCCAUAGAAAGUUACCCCUUGUUCAUCGGGUGUUUCUGACAGACCAGGGAGGAUGAUACGUGUUCAUAAAGUGAACGAUCCUUGGCCAUAUGUACACCCACCCCAACAAGCAACAGUGCUAAUUCCUUUGGUCUGCCCUUCUCAUUCUUGCUUCCUUUACAGAUGGAUGCCUUAUACAUUUAAAAAAAAUUUUUUUUAAAGGGGUGCGGUGAGAGUGCCCAUUCUGGGAAAAUAGCGCUCUGGUCCUUGCAGAAUUUGCCAAACGUCACAGUCAAAGUUUAACCCAACCACUACGACAACAGUAGCCAAAAAGAGUUCCAUGCGGUCGGGGGCAAUCCUCAGCAAUUUGCCAGGUGUCACAGCGUUGUGGGGUUUGGGAGAUCUCUGGGUAUUCCAGGGAGCGAUUACUCCGUUUUGUGGUAAGAGGCUCCUCUCCAAAGAGCGCUCUCCUUGGUUGUCAUGAAAGGGGUGAACAUGGAGGUCCGAGGUGACCGGGGAACCUGUAACAAUUGGCUGAGUGGAGUUCCAGAAUGGUUGGUGGUUAGUUCCACUGAUAGUGUCUGGACACUCUGAGUCUCAGUGAAGGGGAAGGCACUGUAUAUAGGUGGGGGGGGGAGGAGCUCAGUGGAUCAUAGUCCUUAGAAGUGAGUUUAUCACAUCCUUGAUUUAUACUGCCUCAAUCUGUUUUGUCUUCCAAUAUCACCUCUAUGUGGAUGACAUGCUGAUCUAUCUGCACUCUCCUGAUCUCUCGCUGUCUCUCUUGACUUGUGUCCCUGACUGCUUCUCUACUAUUUCCAACUGGAUGGCUGCUCAUUUUCACUCAUUCACCCUUCAAGUCCAGUCACUCGCCAAAUACUGCCGCUUCCAUUUUAAAAAUAUAGUUCGCGUCUGCCCCUAUUUAACUCCGAAUGUGCCCAAGAUGCUGGUCCAUGCCUGUUUUUUUUUUGUUUUUUGUUUUUUUCAGAACAUUUUCAUUAUUUCCAGAACAAAAACCAUAUUUAUCUCCUAUGGCGUCACAAUUUCCAGGAAUGUUAUAUGUCUAGUUUCACUUUCCCUAUCUUACUCUUAUCCGAAGAAGCUGAAGUAGAUCAGGUGAAACAUGUAAAAAGGGGAACCGAAUGUGUUUGAUUUGUCCAUGAGCGUGAGGGCUGAAACAGUUUGGCACCGCUGUAUAAAUAUAUUGAACUGGUAAUGAGGAAGUAAAACUUCCUUGUUAUGUCAUCUCAAGUAGUGAGAGUCAGCUUUGGGUGUCAGAAAAUAUAUAGGUUUUUUGCUAAGCUCACUGGAAACAAAUACAUAGGGACUGCACCCAUAGCCUCAUUGCACAGAGAACUACAUUAUGCUGUUUAUCUAUAAAUUGUAACAUUUUGUGGUGAGGAUUGCCAAUGGACAAAUCUGCCUCAGAUGCCAAAUAUACUAAGUAUGUCUAUCCUUUAUGUCCCUUCUCUUUGUGAUAGUCCCCAUUUCUCAUUUAUUUGCUUUACUAAAGUUUAUUUAUUUUUUCCUUUGUAGCUCGUGGGAGACUUGAAGGCACUAAGUUGGAUUUUUUAUCUGGUCCGCUGGCCCCAGAUCCUACAUUGUACCCAGCAUGCUACAGUGCCCGUCCAGCAAAUCCUCCUCCAAGAAUACUCCCUAAUGCACGUGACAUCUUGGAAAGAGGCCAAAGGGGGACUGUUGGUAUCCUUCUGCAACUUGAAGGAAUCUCCCUUAAUUCAGAUAUACAACCCAGAAGUAAGUUCCAUCUAUGAAUGGUUAGACAUUUCACUGCUUUUAUUUUUAUCAAGAAGGCAAACUGUAAACCUUAUUAGAUACUGAGGAGCUCGUUAUGUAACUUGGUGGAGCAUCAGAAACUCCCCAUUUAACCCCUUAAGGACCACACUUCUGGAAUAAAAGGGAAUCAUGGCAUGUCACACAUGUCAUGUGUCCUUAAGGAGUUAAUAGACUUGUUGAUAGGAAACCUAAAUAAGCAAAACAAAUGUUGGCAUUUCCCGCGGGGGCAAAAAUAAAACUGAAGAUGAGUGACAGUGCAAUGUUCAUCUCAUGCACUGAUCAUGUAGGGUGGUAUAAAGUAGCUCAAAAUUUUAACACUUGUCAACGAUAAAAUGGCCUAAUAAAAUGUCUGCAUGUAGAAUUUAAGAGAUUAUGUAAAUAAAGCCCAUGUAAAGAAUUCCUUCCCCCAAAGUUGUCAUGUUUCCAUAUGUACCGCAUCCUAAGAUCACCAACAAACUAAAUGUGAAGGAUUGAAAGUCUUUUUGAUACCAGUAGAUUGGAUAAACAGAGCUGAGAAACAAGUGGUAUAGGAGCAUGAAAUCUAUUGGCUAGUCAAAGUGUUUGAGUCAAAGAUGCAGUGCAGUAGUGUAGGACAACAAUUUCUGUCCAGAGUGAGAAGGCCGCAGCCACCACAAAAACAGAUAAAUACAAGGCUAUGAGCUCGUAGCAAUUUAGCUUGCUCAGAAGAGUGUUUAAAUCAGGGAGUGAUAUGAUCUUUUGAAAGUACAUGUUGGACCUCCGCUACGUAGCAUUCAAUGGAGACCAAGAUUGUUUUCAGAUUAGACAUAGUUUGAUUUUAUGGCUUAAAACAGUGAGGAGGAGGCGGCAGGAACCAUAGGCGUGAAAUAGGUUGGGGAUGCUUCUUCAAAAAUAUUGCUGUCAAGUUCAAGAAUGUGCUCAAAGCACUCCGUGACAACUGCUGUAAUUUUGAAUUAUGUUAAUGAUUGUACAGGUAGUUGAGUCUCAAAGUUGUUCUCUUUACUACAGACUCUUGAGUAUUUAUUUGUGGGAGGAAAAUAUAAUUAAACCACUUGGCAAGCUAAUAGAAGGUGGCAUACAUUUUUAUUGUACAUGGCCAAGGCAAAUAGGAGUAUAGCAAGUAUUUGUGCCACUUUUGCACAGCUUGUAUAAAUGAUUGCAUGUAGUAUAAUAUGUUGUAUUACUCACAGAAAAUAUCAAGGAUCAUGGAAAGGAGAAUGUCCGAAGGUUAAGAGAGAUUCAGAAAAAAUGCAAAGAGAAAGAAUUGGAGAAAGAACAUUUGGGUCCCAAACCUGUAAAAGCCCUUUGGAAAUCCAACAAAUAUGAGAAUGUGGAGUCUAAAGUAAAACAAAAGCUUCAGGUAAAUGUUAGUGUCCCAAACAUACUUUUUAUAUUGUCUAUGCAGAAUAUAAUAAAAUAAGAAUGUUGGAGAAUUGCUAAUUUUAGACCCCAAUAUUACAAAAAGAGAUUAUGGUAUGUGUAACAUUUAGGCAACUUGAACAACUCAAACAAUUAUCCUAAUUAAUGAAGUCACGAAGGUGCUUUUUUUUGCCUAUAUAAUCAUUCACUGUAUUUUUUUUGAUUUAAUCACAACAGUUUCUGAAGAUGUUAGAGUUACUUUAGUGUGCUGGCGCCACCACAUAUGCACUAAUAAUGAUGAUAUCAUGUUACCAAAGUUGCAUACACCACUCAUCUUUCUCAUUUUAAUGUUUGGUCGAACAGAAAUUAAACCUCCUAACCACAACUGCUUGCUUUGUGUAUGUAGUUGCAGAUAUGAGUCACUGUGGCCACUCCAUGUAAUCGUUUACAGUCAAAGUACCUUUUCAAAUUAUUAUCAUAGACCUGAUCCUUUCUGUGUAGAAAAAAAUAUAUUAUUAUUGAAUGUCCUUGGCACAGAGAAAGCCUUCUCUUACUAAUGUUGUCUUGAUUACUUGCAGGAGAAAGUAACCACCCACAAUCAAGAAUCACUGAAUUUCCUAAAGGCUCAUUCUCAUUGUGGCUCAGGAAUACAACCUAAACGAUCAUUGACCCCAAGAUCAAGAAGUCCAAAAUUUCAACCUGAUAUAUCUGAGCAAGAUUUUAAGGUAGGUUUCAUCAUGUAAUUGGACUGCUUUAGUUGGGACAUAUAUGUAUUUUUUAAAAGUAUUUAAGGAUGGUAUAUUAGCACACAAACGUUAAACUGCCAUUAAAACAGGCUGCCAAUUUCUACUUUUGGACCAUUUGGCAAGGAGGCUACAUUGCUGAAGUAUUCAGCCAUUAGGUAUGAGCUAACUUUGUCCUACCAAUAUGGAAUAUGUAAGGAAUUUCACAGUUGUAGAGUUUCAGAAUAUGCUGCUCUAAAUAAAGUCUUAAAGGAACACUAAAACACUUUGAAGAGCGAGUUUUCUUUUUUUUUUCAUGUAACAAAAGUGCAGAUUUUAAUAGCUUUUUAAAAUUAACUCUUUUACAUCCUAACAAUCUCCUUUAACAUGAUUAAGCAAUUUAAUAUGUGCAGUAAUACAGUACUUUAAGAUGAGUCCAUCUUUGUCAGAGUUUCAUGCUGCGGUAGAGAAGACAAAAAAAAAAAGUUUAGCCUUGUGAAAUCCACUGUACCAUAACUAGAACCUGUAAUGUCACCAUCCAACCAGUAACAUGGUGAUACUAUGUAGAUUGGGCUAAUUCAAUUCCUCCUGUCAGAUGUGAACAGAGGUAACUCAGUCUGUGCUUAUAUGACUUUUUUAGUGUGUGCCAAGACUAGAAGAGUUAAGCAAUGUUGUCCCUUUGCAGGACUAGGCCAUUCACUACUGGUCCUUAUUUAUCAUCCCUCUCUCCUAUGACUAGUCACAUUAUCCAGUGCGCAAAUCUAUUAUGCACUAGCCGUACAAGCUGGAACAACUUCCUAGCAGAACUCCUGUCCUUUCCAGUUGUAGAAAAUACUUUUCUGAAGUUUUGUAGUCCUCAACUACAGAUUUGACCUACUUUUGCAUCAUUUUCAAUAUGCAUGUCAGUGCUAGCUGCAGGACGCUGAGAACAGUGUGGACUUGCAAUAAGAAUAGGAACUUAAAAGGUGUGUAUUUUUAUUUUAUUACAUACUUUUUAUGUAUUUAUAUAAUGCAUUACAAUGGACCAGACUAUUAGGAGAGAAGUAAAAUAACAAAAAAUUACCACCUUGGGACCUAUAACCAAGGAAAAAAGAUUUUUUGUGGGGAAGUAGUGAAAUUCUGUAUUUUUACAGUAGUAGUGAUAUAAAUCCAUAAUUGUACCAUGUAGAGAAUCUAUUAUUUUUUCUAAUGAAUACUCAAUGCUGUCGACUUUGUUAUUUUUCUAAUCAUUGUAAUUCCUUAUUUGUUUUAUGUAUCGCUACAGUGAAUACAAAUAAUAAAAAAAAAAACUGCCUUUACUAUCAAUUUGCUAUCUCUUUCAUGUGGAUGCAGGUGCAAGGAACUGGCAUUGAUUUUGUUGCACAUAAUGCAAGAAAUGCAAACAAAGUCAAAAUAAGACGGUCCCGUUCACUGCAGGGUCUGAAUGAGGUUUUAGAGCACAAGCAAAACGAGCAGAAACAGUAUGACUCCAAUCAAAAGGGACAUGUUCCUCAAUAGUAAGUAGUAUUACUUGUCAGAUAAAUUGCUAAAGGGACUGUCCAAAAACAAAAAUAUAUCCAUUCACUGCUUAGUAGAUACACCCCAAUGAAAACAUGCAUGUAUUUUUACACUGACGUGUUUUUAAAAACAGCCUUUAAAAGCUGGGAGACUUGAGAUUGAUAAGAUACAUCCUACAUCCUAACAGUAGGGAGCUUUAAUGAUAUUUCUUGAAAUCUUAACCUCUUAAGGACCAGUGACAUCAUGACAAUCUGUCUCCCUAAGAACACAGUCUAAAAUGGAAUGUCCCACAGAGCCAACAAACCUGAACAACAUGGCUGCAUGAGGUUCCAGACCUAAAUCAGCAGGGCAUACCAUGUUGGUAUGUGGCAUCGCUGGACUCUAGUGGCACGCUGUCCCAAAAUGGUACAAUCAGCUCUAACCCAAAGUAUCGCUGCCUACGUGUUCUCUUUGACUCUGACCUCUCCUUCACCCCUCAUGUCCAGACAUUCGCCAAAUCCUGCCGCUUCCAUCUCAAAAACAUAGCGAGCAUCCACCCCUAUUUAACACCUGAUGCCGCUUUCCUCUCUUGGCUUCUAAUUCCAGUGUACACUUGGAUUCUUUCAGUCAAACUGAAAAACAUUUCCUCCAUUUGGGUGUACCAUACAAUAGAGGGGGGAGGACUUGUAUCGGAACAGUAAGACUAUAUAUUUGGCUACAUUUAACAAAAUAAUUGUUAGUGAUUUCUUAUAAGAAAAAGGUUUUAAGGUGGCAUUGUUUAAAAAGAGUGGGGCUGGCCGAAUGGGAAUUGGAUUAUCCGAAAAUGUGUUGAUUAAUCAGUGUAUAGAUUUCCAAUAAGGUUGUAUAUGGGAGAAAUCCCACCAGAUAAGUAGAAAAGUACCUAGGGAACUAGUAAAUCGCAUGUACUAUGUAGGGAAUGGUCAAUGUGUUGACACACAAUUUCUAUAAGGAAUGCUACAAAAAUACCUAACUUUUAUACAGCUGAUAUUUUUUAAAUGUCUCUUGGGCUAUGUGACCGAGAAAAUACAUGAAAGUAUCAGAUUCUGAAUUACUGUAGGGAGAUCACUGCAAAAAUAAAGUAAAGAGCAAGAUACUAAAGCCCUAUGCAGUAGGAGAACUCCACUGAAAUAAAUCUUCACAAGAAAAAAAAUAAAAUAAAUAAAGAGUGAAAAUAAAUAAGUAUAAAUGCUAAUAGAACGCAGAGACAAAAUAAACCAAGAUCGCUAGUAGUAGAGAUAAAUAUCCUGAGUACCCGAUGUAGGGAUCUUUCUAUAGAAAGUUAAACUGUGCCUUCGAGGGCACCUAAAUCCAAAUAGAUAGACUGCUAUACUAGCUAAGGAUUAUAGCUUUGACGAAAAUUAUCAUCCAGUGAAUAAACCUUAAUAGGCUAGUGUAGUUAUAGACCUCUUAGUGCCUGAGACUAGCAGCUAAGGAGAGCAAAACUGUGCCUUCGAGGGCACCUAAAUCGAAGUCUGCUGCUACACUAGCUAAAGAUAAUAACUAAAACGAGAAUUGACGUCUAGAGGUCAGACCUAUCGUAGCGUUCUAGAGGUAUGACCAGACUAUGAGUCUAGGUAGCGUGCUGCAGAGUGACUUGGGUAUGAUAGCCCGGUUGAGAUGAUGGAUCAGAUGAUCAAAUAGCUGCAGAGACGCUACCUACAGGAGCCCCAAUGCGCGUUUCACGUACUUUGAAUUUAUCCCUAAGGGUUACCCCCUAAUUUCUCUGUCCUAUUGAUACCCCAUAUGCUUCUACUUUUUCUAACUUGGCUCUAAAAGGAGGGCGUUGCUGAAGUUGUUGUGUUACCCAGUGUGUCCAUUUAACUUACAUCCUGCCAAGGUUGUGCUGCAUAUUUCUAAGUUUGUAUUCACAUUUCCUGUAAUACCCUCUUGAGGCAAUGGUCCAACCUCUGAACCAAAACAAAACCUAGAACUUUGUUCAACCAUAAUUUAAGGGUUUCUCUUUGAAUGCCCCAAUACAUAUUAUAUAUUGUUUUUUUUGUUUUUUUUAUUCAAAGUUUAUUGUAUUUUUUUUCAGAAAAGUAACAAUAAUCACACAGUGUUAGAAACUACAUAUGUUGACAUCUGACGGAAGCGCACAAGAUACAUAGCAGUGAGUGUCUCAGUAGCUUACUAUACAGAAAUUGUACAGCCAAAAUAAUAAUCUAACAAAAAGUUUGAAAAUAACAUAAGACCUCACAUAGUGAUUGUUCAGAGGAUCAGUUGUUCAUAGCCUGAGUAUAUUUAUUUAUAAAAUAUUUUACCAGGAAAGAUACAUUGAGAUUUCUCUCAUUUUCAAGUAUGUCCUGGGUCCACAAAACAUUGCAUUGUUACAAUAGGAUACAAUAUUACAAAAAUACAAUAUACAAACUAUAUAUAUAUGUGUGUAUAUAUAUAUAUAUAUAUAUAUAUAUAUAUACACACACACACACAUAUAUAAAUUUAAUACAUAACAGGUAAUAAAUAUAUUUAACCAUGACCAGUGCAUUCUGUAUUGAGAUAUAUUGCCAUAGAUCUCUUAAAAGAUUUUAGGUUGAAUGAAGAUUUGACUGUGUCCCUGAGAUUAUUCCAUAAUCGCGGUGCUCUGUAGGGAAAUGAAGAUCAAGCCACUUUAUAUUUGUAUUGCGGUAUGCUAAAUAUCGUGCUAGUACUGGAUUGGAGGUUAUAGGAGGUGGGAACCGCUUGGGAGAGCAUUCUACUCAGGUAGUGGGAGCUUCCCAAAAAUGCUCUUAUGCACAAGCUGGAAAGAUGGAGUGUGUCGGGAUUCCAUUGAUAGCCAGUUUAGCUCUUUUAACAUAUCACGGUGGUGGGUAAAGUAAUUACAUUCUACUACAAAGCGUCAGAAUGAAUUAUAUAACGUAUUAAGAUUAUUAAGGUGGGUUUGCGGUGCGGAUGCAUGCGUGUGGACGCAUUUUUUCAAGAUUUUUGACGAUACUGGGAGCAAUGAUAUCGGGUGAUAGUUUAAUACCAAAGUAUUGUCACCACUUUUAUGGAUAGGUACAACUUUUGCAGUCUUCCAAAGUUUGGGUAUGUUUCCUGACACCAGGGAUUCAUUGAUAAGGGUAGUGACAGGUUUAGCAAUUGCUGGCGCACUGAGCUUCAGCAACAUUGCUGGGAUUUGAUCUGGUACACAGUGUUUUUUUAUUUUUAAAUUAUUAAGAUGUUUAUUAACGACACUGACAGGCACAGGUCUAAAAUUGAAUUUCUCUAUAUGAGGAUUUUGAAGAUUUGGCAGGGCCUGAUAUUUAUUUGCGGUCUGAAAAUGAGUGUCAUUUGUUAUCUUAGCAACCAGGGUGGCAGCACAUCCAACAAAAUAAUUAUUAAAGACAUUUGCUACAUCUAGGGGGUGUUGCAGUGUUUUGUUGUCCAUUUUGACAGUGAAGGGUUGGGAGUGGAUUGUGGGGGUUUGUAUGCUAUUUAUGAUUUUCCAGAAGUUACUCGGGAUUGAUAGGUUUGUUGUUCAAAUUUUCACUGAAAUAUUGGGCCUUUGCCAUUUUUGUUUGUUUUGUGCAUGCAUUUCACCAUUGUCUGUAAGUACAGGGAUCAUUCAUGGAGCCAGUACGCUUGAACUUUGACCACCGUGAAUCUCUAAACUGGUACAUUUGACAGGGAGAGUAUAAAAUAUAGUCCUACUCACAUUUUAUGGAGCAGGCAAACUGCUCUAUGGAUAGGGCGUGGGUGGAAUAAUCCCCACCGAGGAUAUUACUUGGAAGUGAUGUUCACUGGAAAUAAAAUCAGGUGCCAGGCAGUACAGGUACCUUACCUCCACUUGAAAAAGCCUUUAAAGGUGAAACGCGUUGUGGUUAUUAUCUGAAUAUUUUAUUUUAUAUGAACAAAGGUAUUUUGGUUACUUCUCGUGCCAUUUUUUUUUUUUAUUCUACAUUUUAUUUUUGUUACUAUUUUAUUAUUUUUAUCCUGUACUGCCUGGCACCUGAUUUUAAGUGGCUACUACAAAAGACUGGACAUACUCCAUUUUGAAUACCCUGGGUUGUCUAAAUCUGAAAAUGGUAUGCCAUGAUGGGGUUAUUUCACAUUCCUGGGUCACCAUAUGGUCUCAAAAUGCAACACAUACCCAGGAAACCAAUCUGGCACACUGAAUUGACCCUGUAACUUUCCAAAACACCAUAAAACCUGUACAUGGGAGGUAUUGUUAUACUCGGGAGAAUUCGCUGAACACAAAUAUGAGUGUUAUAAAGCAGUAAAACUUAUCACGACGAUGAAAUCACCGGUAAAAGUGCAGUUUUUGUGUACAAAAAUAAAUAAAAAAAAUUGCAAAAAACAAAUAAAAACGCUAACUUUGGCCAGUGUUUGUGGCUAAGUGGCUACUAAAAAGCACUGGACUUACCCCAUUUUGAAUACUCUGAGCUGCUAUACGGUCUCAAAGGCAACAUAGGUCCAGAAUUAGUGCAUGAAAUGUGUUAAAAUACCAUCAUUUGAAAUUCCCUAGGGUGUCUACUUUACUUUUCAAAAAUAUAUGGUUUGAUAGGGGUAAAUUACAUUGGGUGGCUUCAGAAAUGUCCCAAAUAGGACAUGGGUGCAUGAUGACCAGCUAUGAAAAUUCCAAGUUGGAAAACUGGAAUGCGCACCCUCCAAAUAAGGCCUUUUAGCCCCCAGAUAACCCGACACACCUAUACAUGGGUGGUAUCACAGUACUCAGGAGAUGUUGCUGAACACAUAUUGGGGUGUUCUUUGGCAGUAACCCUCCGUAUAUGUAUUCUUAAAUUGCUAUGUGUUUCAAUAAAAUCACCAAUUUUUUAUUUAUUUUUUUGGCAUAGCUUGGUGGUAAAAUGGUUGAAUGAAAAGAGUCAAAAUACCCCAAGUUUAAUAUCUUAGGUUGUCUUCUUUUAAAAAUAUAUAUACAUGUGAAGGGUUUUUCAGGGAUUCGUGACAGAUAUCAGUGUUACAAUGUAAAUUUCGAAAAAAAAUUGGUUUGGAAAUAGCAAAGUGCAGCUUAUACUUAUAGUACCCUAUAACUUUCCAAAAAAAGCUAAGAACAUGUUAACAUUGGGUAUUUCUAAACUCAGGAAUUUAGAAACUAUUUAGCACAGGUGUUUUUUGGUGUAUGUAGAUGCGUAACAGAUUUGGGGGGGUCAAAAUUCAAAAAAGUGUGUGUGGUUUUUGUUUUGUUUUUGACAUUUACAUAAUAUUCUAUAAAAAUAAAUUUAUAGUAAAUUAUAUGAUGAAAAUAAUGGUAUCUUUAGAAAGACCAUUUAAUGGCGAGAAAACGGUAAAUAAUAUGUGUGGAUACAGUAAAUGAAAAAGAGAGUAAAAUUACAGCUAAACACAAACACCGCAGAAAUGUAAAAACAGCCCUGGUCCCAAACGGUAAGAAAAUUGAAAAGCGGCCUGGUCACUAAGGGGUUAAAGGAGUAAAUUUUAUGGACUUGUCAACAUAAAUAACAAUGCCUCCUCUUCUCUUUGCUCUGUCAUUUCUAAAACAUGAAUAAGCCUGUAUUGAAAUGGCGGAGUUAUAUGUUAUAAGUAGGUGUUUAAUCAAUAGCAUCUAUUGAAAAUUCUUUGUCCUUUGUUGUCUCUUCGUAAAACAUGCAUAUAUUAUUUUUUAAAGGAGAGAAACUGCUUUAUUUUAAUAUCUUCUAUGUAUACCUCAUAAGUGUGAAUAAGAUGUUAAAAAUGAGUCGAGUGCGUUUCUUCACAUUUUUCCUUAUAAUUUUUUUUUUUACAUAUUAGUGCAAUUAAAUGACUGUAGGUCAAAAUAGAUUUACUUUUCAGCCCUGAUUGUUAAAUGCCUCGUAUGUCUAGCCUCUAAAUUAAUUUUUGAUAGUUAAUGCUGACCCUACACCAACCCUCUCCCUAAUGCUAUGCUUUCACUAACUCUAACCUGAGCCCUACACUAUCUUUAACACCAAAAUAGCAAUAAUCGUUUCACUAAUUCUACACAAACCCUAUCCAUACCCUACUACUAACCUUAACCCAACCCUAACCAUAUCCAUGCUCAUACUAGAACAUAAGGAUGUGUCAAUAUGUCAUAACGGCAUUAACCCCUUAAGGACCAAACUUCUGGAAUAAAAGGGAAUCAUGACAUGUCACACAUGUCAUGUGUCCUUAAGGGGUUAAAGUCUAGUAUAGUUAGGAAGUACUAACGCAUCCUAAUGUUGUUAAAUAUGUUGUUUUGAUAUCCACUUAUAUCCCUCUGUUGUGAACUACAUAAUAGAAUUUAAAAAAAAAAAAAAAAAAACAGAUGACCACUUAAAAGCUGUGUUUUAUCCCCUUCUUGUGUCUAAUAUACCUAAAGUCUUUCAGAUCCUGUAGUGUCUGCCACUCCCUUCAGUCUUCCAUCUCCACUUUGUGUCUACGUGGUGCCUUAGACAUAUCCCACAGAGGCAUAUAAUUCCUCCAGCUAUAUUUCCUCCACAAACACCUCAAGUGUGUUAAUUCUGUUUCUGUGUUUGGGAGAAUAGAUAUUACAUUGCAUUUGAGAAUGGUUCUUGUUUACCAUCAGUCUGCCAUAAUCCAGAUCCCUCUUGUUGUGUUUUCUCAAUAGCCUUAUUGAUUUGAAGGAGAAGUGGCUCAAGGAAAAAGAAGAACGUAAAAAGCGGACCCCUGAUCCAUCCUUACCACCAGGACACACCAUGAUGCCAGAAGCUGAAAGACUGGAAACUCUAAAUAAUAUAAAACAGAGUAAGAAACCAUUUCCGCUUUAAGUUUUCACUCUGUGGUGAUAAAUGUCUCUCCACCUGUUGUGUAACAAAAUAUCUAAAAUACCUUGCCACUCCUUAAUGAUGGGACUCUAACCCUACAUCCUAAAAUAUUAGGAAAAGGGUACAUUUCCUUAGAUUUAAAAAAAAAUAAAAAAAUACAUUACAUCAUGUGCAUGCCUCGUGAGGAAAUAUCUCUAAAUCUCCUCUUUUUCCCUUUCUAAUGCCUGCAUGGCAAAUGGCAGGAAUGCAUGGUAGGGCCUCUUGGGGUUUACUGCAUUGUAUUCACUCUCAGGAUCAUGCAAGAGUCGACACAGAGAACUAAUGUCACGACACUCCAGCUUGACAAAGGCCCUUAGGGGUCGAAACGUUGCUUUUUGGUUUCUUGUUCCAAUAAAAAAUUGCCUCUACUUUGGAAUUCGCUGGAGUGCCUGGAUUACUUUCUAUAUUUGACACUCCAGUAUGUGACGCAACACUGGAGGAAAAUAAGUGAUCAGCCAAUGAUAAAGUUGAAAAAGGCCGUGGAGCUCCACAAAUACUUCAGUCUUUGUCAACUUUUUUCAGCCUUUUUUCCCUAGUUUUCGCUAAGCAUAACUUUUAAGAUAUUUAUAGGUUUUUGGUUUUUUUUUUAACGAAAAAAUGGGCCUGCCUAUGGGGAGGUAAACACAUUAGAAGAAAAAAAAAUGGAAAGAAAUGACGGAACCGCUUUAAACAAUAUUGAUGUUACAAAUGUUCGGGGCAUUUCUUAUUAAGGUAUGAAGAAGAUAACCAUAAUUUUUGUUUUUCUGUUUUUAUUUCAUUCAUAGCCCAAGACCAGCUGAUUAAAGAGUUACUGAGACUUCCAGUCAGGGCAGACACAUUAAGCAUUCAAAAUCGACGCACAGAACUGGAGAAAAAACUCUCCGAGAUUGAAGAAGCUAUUAAAAUAUUUUCUCAUCCAAAGGUCUUUAUAAAAAUAGAUACUUGAGUUUUCUUUUUUGGAAUCACUUAUUAAUUAGUAUGUUUGCAUUAAAAUCUGCUAAACCAGGGACAAAAGCUACAAACUUACUUGGCAAUAUCUAGAAUUUUACAUUCUUUAAAUCUAUACGCAAAGAUAAUUUACAUCAAACACAACAAUUAUGAAAUCCUUCUUUCUUAUUUUUAUCAUUGCUCAUUCCAUGAUUUUUAAUAAACAGUUGUACCGUUUGUCUUAAAAAAAAAAAAAAAAAAAAAGUACAGUUAAAAGACGCUCUAAGCAACAUAAUCACUACAGCUGUUUUUCUUUCAAACUAUUUUAGAGGUUUUGCACAAAAAGGCACUUUUAAAACAAUCCUGGUGCUAACCCCCUCCAGCCAACUUUAUAAUGUGGAAGUCAUAUUGAAAGCGGCACUGUCAUAGGUUGUUCUUCCCCCUUCCUUAUGCCCCUUAUAUCUUAAUGAUUAUUACCCCCUUCUUGCCAUUAAAGGGAAACUCCACUCCCCAGAUAUAGAAUAAAUUAAAACCAAUGUUUAGUAGAUAUACCCCCUUCUUGCCCAGACAUUCUGUCCAACCACAGACUUCCCAAUUUAACUCAGAUAAGAAGUCUCUGCGAGGCACGUGCUCUAAGCAAUUGCCUGUCCCAUGAGUUUAGCUCCACUGAGCUAACCAAAGAAAGGGACAGGACCUGUUAUGUGCUUGAAAGCAAGGGGUUGUAACAGAGUUAAUUAUUAUAAGUGUACAUUUCUAUUGAAAUCAGCACUUUUUGGAAAAUGAAGAAAAAAUAGGACAACUCUUCACACAUUAAGCUUUUCAGCAAACUAAUGUGCUUUAGGGGUCUGGAGUGUCCCCUUAACUAUAUUUAUUAUCUUAUCUUUUGUACUGGAUUUCAAUGUAUAGGUGUUGUCAUUUUGUUCUCAUCUAUUUGUGAUGUCUGCUGUUUGCCCUUCUGUGGGAUUCUUGGAGCUAAUUGUGAGGAACUGGCUAUGACGACAGGAAUACCCUGGUCUGGUUCCCUAUUAAUGGGGCAAACUGUUUAACAAUGGUUUACCAUCUUAUCUGCAUCCUCCACCUUGCUCUGAUGUUACCUUGUGGUCUGGUGAUGCUCUUCCAGCUUCUUCAGAGCUGCAGAAACUAGAAGCCAUUCAUUGGUUGAGUGCAGCAGCUGAUCACGUUCAGCCAAUGAGUGACAUUUUGUUGUACAGUAUUGACAUUAGCUUCCUAACCCUCACGUGGUCAUCGUGCUUAGAGUAAUCCUUUAAUUUAAGAACUCAACCUGCAGUGCCAGAGCCACUCUAAGCUUUCCCAAUAGUAAUUUCACCCAAUAUGUACAGCAGUGGUAGGCAAGAGAGCACAGAGCUAGCCUGCCCCAGCUUUUAGCCUAUCAUUGCUCUUCAGACUGGAUGAAGUUGAUUUAAUAAUGUAAAGGUCAUUUCCACAUUACCUAGUCAGCUGGAGAGGUGGCCGUCUCUGAAUGCCAGAAUAUCCCUAUUUUUCUGCAAAAUCAUUUUAAAACAAUUUAUAGACCAGAGCAGAUGACUUUAGUUUUUGUUUAUUUGAUUUUGUGUUGUUUACUUGGUGGUGGUGAUGUUUUGUAGAUAUAUGUAAUAUAAUUACACAAAGAAUGUAUAAAAUAUAUGCAUUAUUAACAAAAUUGAGAAUAGAAGAAUGUGAUCCAUGCCAUACAGCUUUCUGGUUCUGUAGCGCACAUUUUGCAGAGAGCACAGUAAACACAUGUAAAUAUUAAUUUAAACAUGUUUUCAUUGAAAAUUAUCAAAACAUGCAUGCCAUGUAUAGCAUUUUUAUUUUACUGUAAAACCAACC